UUCAUCAUUCAAAAUAUUAUGCUUUUAUAUAUAAGUCGAUGUCAUUCGUACAUUUAAAAAUGCGUAUCGUGUGUGCCUAAAUAUCUUAACGAGUUUGUAAUCAAAUAGCUCACAUGAUAGCUUACAAUAAUUUUUAAAAACAUGAAACGAUUAUGCAGAUCAAAGUUCUUUUUAGAUGUAAAAAAAGCUGUUGAUGUUAAAUAAAAGAAUCACUUCAAUGUUUUUGAGUGUGUAUUAGGCAUAUUAUGUAGAAUUAUAAUGGCACAAGUCUUUAAGUUUUUCUGUUUUGCGAUUUCUGUAUUACUCUUUUUGCAGUUGGCAGAUGCAGACGGCACAGAAAAAACUCCUAAAGAUGAUACCGAACCAAAAAGCGAAGACGGAGAAGAACACACAGCACCUUUUUUAAAAACAAUUGGUAAAGUUACCGACAGUAGACCUGUAAGAAUGGUAAAACAGGCAACAGGUAUUGCGGCAGAUCAAUUGAAAUCAGUUACAAAGAAAUUUGAAUCUAACUUGAAUGAGGAGUCAAAAAAACAAGUGAACGAUGAAAAUUCGAUAAUUCCAAAUUUUAUUAGAAAUAAUUUAAUUCAACCUGGUAAAGCCGCAGCCCAAACAGGAAUCGAUAUUCUUGCUGAACCUGUUGAAAAAAUUGUAUCUAAUAUCAAAGACACAUAUAAGGAUGAAUUAGCUAAAGCAGAAAAGGAAGAAAGUUAUGUUCCUGUAAUUGGAUCUUAUACCAAAAUAGCAAAUAAACCAGUUGCUAUAUUAAGGGCCUCGAAAAAUAUUGUUGGAAGUACAUUAGGUAGCAUGUUUGGAAGAGCAAAAUCGUUUUGGGGUUCAAGUAAAAAAGACUCAGACACUAGCUAAAAAAUCUGAAAAAGAAGACAAAUGAAGAUACAAAAAAUAACUGAAUUCGUGUUUUUUUUUAAAGACAAUAGAAUGAUAAUCAUGGUUUGAACAUGUUAAUGAAUAGUAUACAGAUCGAUAACUAUAAAAAUAUUUAGAAAUACUUGAGUACUUAACACUGUUGGAUUCAAAAUACAAAAAAAAAACAGACAAAAUAUUUAUUACAAUUAUGUAUUUAUUACAAUAAUUAUUAUUUUGUAUAAAUUAUUACUAAGAAUUUGUAAUUCCAAUUAUUUUACAUAAUACAAUUUAAAAUACCCACAGUCCGAUUUCUUUUUAUUUGACAACGAACAAGAUUUAUAUUUAGCAGGUAAUCCAAUUAAUGUUUAUUGUAUUGUUACCAUUAUAAUCAUAAAAUGUACUACUAUGCCAAUAUAAUUAUAUACCAGAAAAUAAAAA
This is a messenger RNA of Myzus persicae (green peach aphid), 1305 nucleotides long. RefSeq lists its product as uncharacterized. Lineage: Eukaryota; Metazoa; Arthropoda; Insecta; Hemiptera; Aphididae. Bases 259 to 867 code for a protein of 202 amino acids. The transcript has 8 exons. The record is from RefSeq and is a predicted model, not a curated record.